Molecule: messenger RNA, 895 nt
Organism: Volvox carteri f. nagariensis
Lineage: Eukaryota; Viridiplantae; Chlorophyta; Chlorophyceae; Chlamydomonadales; Volvocaceae
Product: Selenoprotein M2
Exons: 6
Cellular component (GO): endoplasmic reticulum lumen
Molecular function (GO): oxidoreductase activity
Source: RefSeq, a predicted model, not a curated record
CUUGACAAGUACGACCAAGGCCGUUCCCAUAGCGUAAAGCAUGCGCAGCGUUUUAUCGUUCAUGUUGCUUGCGCUGUUGUGCAGUAAGCUCACACCUUUAGCGCAAGGACAGGCAGGCAGGGUUGCAAAAGCAGAGUUUAUCAGUUGCCCUGGCUGACGAUUGAACCACCUGCCCGAGGUUAAGAGGUUUCUGAAAGGCGAUAUCGAGCAAGGUGCCUACGAAAACGUCGCCGUAAACUUCAUUCCGGGCAGGAUUCCAGAGCUGGUACUCUACGAUUCAAAUAAUGUUGAGGUUGAGCGGAUGUUCGUCGACAAGCUCAAGUAUGAUGAGCUCCACACACUUAUCCAAACCAAAGGCUUUCAUCGGAAAGUUCUCGGUGCCACAGCUGUCCGCUUGCGUACCUUCCGGAGGGUAUUGUGGUGGCUGGUUUGAGCUUUCCUUUUAUUAGCCUUUAAGGCCACACAGUCCAUUGUGACGCGCGUAAAGCUCGUGCUGCAAGCCCAUCAUGACGGCCGGUGAGCCCCAACCGAAUUUCGUGGACCCGAGCCUGAUAUAAGCGCUGCAUUGUUUGGGCAGGAGCUUGAGUGUGUGUAAACAUGGAUUGUCAUCGCAGCAGGCAGAUUACACACGGCGAUGAAUAGGUUAUUGCGUGACGAGCUAUGUGCGUCGCAGAGAAGACAUGGUAAAGGAGGCCAUAGCACCUGGGAGCUUGGACGUGGGUUUGCCGUGCGUUGCCAUUCCCCGAGCAGCUUGAUGAUCGUCUGGUAGCGAGAUGCAACUAUUGGAGGAAGAGCCGUUGCGGCUUUAUUGAAUGCUACGUGAAUAGACGUGCGCACAUGAUGUAUGUGAGGGACGCAUUUAAGUUUGUCACGCUUUUGUAGUGAACCUAUGGCG